AUGAUUUCCGACGGUGGGCACUAUGUUGACGGCUCGUGGCUCCUGUCAGUUCGCAUCGAUUCUCUCAAUGUGGAUCGAGAGAUGCGAGUUAAAGGUGACUGGUCCAUUGGCCGUGUGCUUGUCGGCCUUAUCGAGGGUCUGGCGCAUCCGCAGAAGCUAGCCUGUGAAGCCAGCGACAUCUCCCUCUCCCCCGGUAUAAUCAACUCGGGAUGGUCCGAUUUUGCGCUCUGGUGGCCCUUAAAAAAUAGGUGGAUUCUACAAACCCAUGCCAGCUUGGAUCAGUACGGACUGCAAGCGGAUGCCCGACUCCACUUCAUUCGUGUCCACGGUCGUCUGCGUGUUCAAUUACCUGAUCUACAGACUCGUGUAUUCUGUGAUGUAAAUUUCACUGAACCCGUUUUUCGUUUGGUUAUUCUCAUAUGUAAACAUCUCGGUAUUGCACACCCUGAAGAGCUCUCUCUCCAGUACCCAGAUUUUGAUAGAUUUUGCAUCCCUGUUCAUGGGAAAAUGCCCUCUGUUUGGAAUGAGCAAUGGAGCACUUUGCCUGCGUCGGCCAGGAGAUCUUUCAAGAAACUCGCCUUCACUUCGCCAUCAAAGACAGAUUUACGGCAGAAGAGACCAGCUAGCUGCAUCCUCUCUCCUACUGAUCAAACCGAUAAGCCGGCGCGGAAUGUCAUUACAAAUAAUCAGACCAUGCUCCGUCGACCGCAGGUGUACGGUCCACCGAGAGUUAGAAAUCGUCCGAUUAGUGGGAAUUCUCCAUUGUCACCAACACGACCCGACUCUGUCUAUCUGUCACAGUCACUCUGUGGGGCGCCGCUUAGCAAGCUGGAGAUUUGUGACGACCCCAGUCUAAUUUCGAGUCCACAGAUGCCGCUUUCUGAAGCCCUAACCUCUGGUAGCAUCCAGCGCCAAUGUGGUUUUUUCGCUCGUGCUCGUUUCUCCAACGUUUGGCUUGAACUGGGUCGUUCCCUAAUGGAACAGGGGAUUUAUCCUGCUACGCUUAACCUAGACGACACCUUGGAUUCUGCCACAAUUAAUCCAGAAACCGAGGGGAAAGAAAACGGGGUGAAUGGGGUGGAGACGGAUACGAUUCCUAUGCUGAGAUUGCGAUUUAAGUACAAUGCUUUUUAUGAUUUGACACUCAAGAAUAGCGCCGUGAGGAUUAACCAAUUGUUCGAACAGGCUCGAUGGUCAGUCGUCUCGGAGACGAUCGAAUGCACCAAUGAGGAAGCAGCGCUUUUCGCCGCUCUACAGUUGCAGCUCCGUCAAAUCAGCAGUUCCUCUGACCCCCAGUCCAGUAGCCGCGAACCCCGAUCUUUCUCAAUCAGUGGUGAGAUAGUGGAAGUGAACGGUCACAGUCGAUCUAUCUCCCCUCCGCUCUCUCACCCGGUCCGCCGUCCCUCGUCCUCAUUCGGCAGCGACGCGUUUAUCUCUAGACCCGCUAACCCGUCGGUGCAAGAUCUAGAUCACGAAAUCGAUCUACUGUUAGAUGACCUCACCACCACCUGCCUUCAACAGGACCGCAGUAAUCUAAUUCGUGGGGGGCCCAGCAGCACUCAUCACUUUCCUCGCCGCUUUUCAACACCCUAUCGACCGCGGUGGGAGCGAAACAGCAGGAAUGGAGGUGGAGUGGAAGUCUCGCUGCCUGAGUUGGCCGCCUAUUUGAAGGUCUGCAAGCCUCGCGCCUUCGGUAUCAAGACCUAUCGACGCUUCUAUGUGGUGCUGAAGAAGACUUCCCUCCUUAUAUUUAAGACUCAAGAGGACUGUCAAAACUCUCAACUUCCUGUGGAUUCAGUGUGCCUCCUGGGCUGCGAGUCGUGGCCCGAUCUCAGUCCCACCUCAGAUCGCUAUGCACUGCGAAUCUUCACUCCCCUACUGAAACAAGCUCUUCCACUCUCCAGCGCACUGCGAGCUGACAGCGGCGUAGUAGAUGGCGGAGGCAUGGGAGACAGUGAUUCGGUGUCCCUGACUACGCGACUGAAGCGCCGCGCUUCACUCCUCUCCCUCACUUCUCUCGGUGGUCUUAAUGCAGUGUGUGGACGUGCGGUGUCGCGUGCCAGUGGACUUCUCAAUGAACUCAUUCUCCGCUUGCCCGACGAGGCGCACUACAUAGAGUGGGCUGCAGCUGUCCGCCUUGCUGGCAGUCUAUCACUCGGUUGCUCCGGCGCCGCCACACCCGAGACGGUGCGCCGACUCUUUGAGGCAGAGAAGCGUGCCACCACGAGUCUGCUACAAUUACUAACCCCACUGCCAAUGAAGAUAACCUCACUGAGGACGGAUAGUAAAAAUCCUGUUGGGGCAGCGGAAAGACUCUGGCUACUACAAAAUAUCUCGAUCAUUCUUCCAUACCGACUAGCUGGAGAGCAGGCCGGAGGAGGAGGCACGACGCAGUCCAAGGCGUCAGAACCGAUUGUGCCUACUACCGGCGCUCUAUCGCCGGCUAAAGAAGAGGUUGGCAAUAAGCGCUUUUCAUGUUUUUGA
This is a messenger RNA of Echinococcus granulosus, 2484 nucleotides long. Its product is annotated as Protein unc-112. The transcript has 3 exons. The record is from RefSeq and is a predicted model, not a curated record. Gene Ontology annotation, molecular function: integrin binding. Gene Ontology annotation, cellular component: cell-substrate junction. Bases 1 to 2484 code for a protein of 827 amino acids. Lineage: Eukaryota; Metazoa; Platyhelminthes; Cestoda; Cyclophyllidea; Taeniidae. Gene Ontology annotation, biological process: integrin-mediated signaling pathway; cell-matrix adhesion.